UGUUUAAGCGAAAUUUAUUGUUCCAACCUCUUAAAGGGAGAGUUCUGUAUGCGAGAAAGUGUUUGGAAUAACAGGUGCUUAGUUUGUUGUGAACAAUGGAUAAUUAUUAUAGUUAUUGGAACUAUUGGAAGCUGCCCUUGAAACUUCAUGAUUUCAUGGCAGAAAUUGAAAACAUUGAUGACGAUGAAUAUAACACUGAUGAGGAUUCGGGCGACGAAAAUGAAGUGGAUAUAAACAACCUCCCUGGAAGUCAGCUGAUGACUGAAGUUGAGGUUGUAUUUGAAAACAAGGGAUCAAACCAAACUACAGUUAAGAGUGAUUUUGAUAGCGACGAUGACCUACCUUUGUCUACCUUUCUUACGCAAAAACGACCAAAAUUAUCAAAACCAAAUUACUCUUGGAAAAAAGGUGACAUCAACCAAGAUUUUCCAGGAUGGGUAAACGCAAGUGGUCCAAAAAAUUCUUUAUCUCCUUUAGAACUAUUUUUUCAGUUUACAGAUGACGAAAUUACUGACUUGGUUGUGAAAUAUUCCAAUAUAUAUGCUAUUCAGCAUAAUCUCCGAGGUGAUAUACAUUCCAGUGAAAUAAAAUGUUUCAUUGGUGUAUUACUGCUCUCUGGAUACAACUCAUUUCCUUGA
Molecule: messenger RNA, 638 nt
Organism: Acanthoscelides obtectus
Lineage: Eukaryota; Metazoa; Arthropoda; Insecta; Coleoptera; Chrysomelidae
Source: the annotation of a GenBank genome assembly